This is a messenger RNA of Amphiprion ocellaris (clown anemonefish), 4265 nucleotides long. It is a transcript of the gene prdm1b, whose product is annotated as PR domain containing 1b, with ZNF domain. Gene Ontology annotation, biological process: regulation of transcription by RNA polymerase II; cell fate commitment. Gene Ontology annotation, cellular component: cytoplasm; nucleus. NCBI's taxonomy places the organism in Eukaryota, Metazoa, Chordata, Actinopteri, Pomacentridae. The transcript is spliced from 5 exons. The record is from RefSeq and is a predicted model, not a curated record. The coding region runs from base 867 to 2648 and encodes 593 amino acids. Gene Ontology annotation, molecular function: RNA polymerase II cis-regulatory region sequence-specific DNA binding; DNA-binding transcription repressor activity, RNA polymerase II-specific; histone deacetylase binding.
GUUCUGAAGAUUUGGAGACUAGAAAUAUGUUUUCACUUUGAUGUGACAGAGUCUUUUUUGUAAAAGAAUAAAAUGUUGCCAAAAACAGCAAAUUAAAUUGAGAAUUUAAUGUGAAAAUUUAAAAACAAAAGAGACUUGAAUGCUUUUUAUAUGCAGUAUAUUUAUAUAUGUGUGUCUGUGUUUAUAUAAAUCAAUAUAUACAUAUAUAUGUGUAAUAUUUCCUAAGUAGGUCAGGUUGGGAAAGUUUAGAAUCUAGACGUGAGAAAAAAGGACGGUGGGAAAAGUGAAGGAGCUGCAGAUUUCAGCCUCAAACUAUAAGAAAAACCCGACUUUGGUUCCUCAGUCAGAAGUUUCACUCCAGACAUCAGUCAGAAAACAGAAACGCUGUCGCAGCGAGCGACCGGACAAGACUUGGUGAAAACUUUAGAGGAAGUCUUUAAGUGUGGAGACAUGAAUCUGCUGCAGGAUUUUACCGGUAAACGCUCUGAGAUCCCGGCUCUGUGAUUCCCAGCUCUCUCUUUCUCUUUCCUCUGUGCCACUGAGGGAGUUUUUCUCUUCUGCUGAGUCAGUUCCCUAAAGGACGUGUUUUCCUUCCGGCUGCGUUUCCUGUAAACCUGCUGGUGAAAGAGUGAAAGGAAGGCGUGGCGCAGGCUUUUUACUCUCCGUCACCGGCAUUUUUUUCCCUUUCUUCUUCUGAUGUAAUUAGCUCUCUGGCACGCACUCCACGAAUCAGAUAAUAAAAGACAGGAAGUAUUUGAACCACGCCUCUGAGCUGAAGCCUUUAAAGAGUCUGACGCUGCUGAAACACAACAGAAACACAGAAACAACCCAGAGAGGAACGCCGAGGCUCAGGGUUAUUAUUGUACAUGGCAGAGAUUUACAGCGGCGGCCAGCUUCACAACUUCAUCGACGGCUAUGACGUCCGGCGCAGUAACUGGAUGCGCUACGUGAACCCGGGACGCUCCCUGGCCGAGCAGAACCUGGUGGCCUGUCAGAACGGACGCGACAUCUUCUUCUACACCAUCCGGCCGGUGGAGUCCAAGCAGGAGCUGCUGGUGUGGUACAGCCCCGAGUUCGCCCAGAGGCUCUGUGGAGAGCAGGACCACGCCAGCAACAAAUACUGGGAUGAGAACCAGGAGCCCUCCUCGGUCCGACCUCCCCAGCAGACGUGGCUCCGGGAGCGAACCAAGGAGGAGGUGAAGGAGGAGGAGGAGGAGGAGAAGAUCGACGUGGAGCUGCUGGAGAGGGACACGCCUCCCGACACGCCUGACGACCAGAUCAUGGACUUCAGCAAGAAGGUGGAGAAGGAGGAGGACGGGGAGGCGACGAUCCGGUCUCCCCGGGACCUCAGGGAGGCGGGUCUGGACCUGAACCCGGCCUACAUCCAGGACCAGCACCUCCAGGCUCCCCCCAGGAACCUGCCCCUGCACCUCCACGGCCUCUACAGCCCCCGGGAGGGCCUGGUGUCGUCCUACCCCCUCUACCCGCCCUCCAGACCCCUGCAGCCGGCCUACCAGUUCCUGCCCCCCUACGGCCCUCACUACCCCCGCCUCCUGCUGCCCUCCUACUCGCCCCCGUUCCCCGGGAUGCUGCCCUCCAGAGGCGGCCUGAGGUACGGCGGCUACCUGGGCUCCGACGGACUCCCGUACCCCCCGGUGGGAGGUCCUAGCCUGCUGCCGGUGUCGCUGCCGUACUCCCCGUCCCCUCAGGGCGGCCUGAAGGAGCUCACCGCCAACGUGUCGCCGCCCCGAGGAGCGCCGGCCACCCCGGAGCUGUCGCCGCCCGCCAAGUCGCCCGAGUCGCCCGAGAGGUCGCCGUCCGGCUGCGAGGAGGCCGUGAACCUGAGCCUGACCUCCGCCAAAACCGGCGCCGCCCCCCGCAACGGGCCGGGCCACAAGUCGCUGCCGUACCCGCUGAAGAAGCAGAACGGCAAGAUCAAGUACGAGUGCAACAUCUGCUCCAAGACCUUCGGACAGCUCUCCAACCUCAAGGUCCACCUCCGAGUCCACAGCGGCGAGAGGCCUUUCCAGUGCAACCUGUGCAAGAAGAGCUUCACCCAGCUGGCUCACCUGCAGAAACAUCACCUGGUCCACACCGGAGAGAAGCCGCACGAAUGUCAGGUGUGUCACAAGCGCUUCAGCAGCACCAGCAACCUGAAGACUCACCUGCGGCUGCACUCAGGUGAGAAGCCGUACCAGUGCAAGCUGUGCAGCACCAAGUUCACUCAGUACAUCCACCUGAAGCUGCACCGCCGGCUGCACAGCGGCCGCGACCGCCCCUACCGCUGCCCGCUGUGCGCCCAGGCCUUCUUCCACCGCUUCUCGCUGGGCGUCCACCAGCGCGGCCGCUGCCUCGCCGGCGCCCCCGCAGGCGCCAAGGGGCUGGCGGAGCGCUUCGACGCCAGCCAGGAGGCCGACGCUCUGGCCGAGACGGCGACGGCGGCACAGCUGGGCGAGGCGGUGGAGCGCUGGCUGGCCCGGACCCUGGAGGGCGACGGGAAGGAGGACCAGCGGGAGGCGGCGCUGCUCCUCAAGGCGCUGGCGGCCGCCGUCGGCACCCCGGUGAUGUCGUCGGCGCCGGCCUAUCAGGAGCGAGCCAGCGUGGUUCACCUGCACAAGCGGCCGGCGGUGAAAACGGAAGGACAGUGAAAAGAAAACGGAAAACGAACUGAUCCAAAACAAACAGCAUUCCAAAGACUGGGUUCAAGGAGGGACGGCGUGUCGUUUAAGCUGUGAAGUAUUUAAAACUUUUCCCGCUCAGGUAGAGAAUCUUUGUCGUGCUUUAACUUACUACUUUUUUCUAAAAAGAAUGGAGUCAUUUAUAUUUAUUUAGUCCUACCAUAGUGUGUGUGUGUUUUUUAUUACUUCUGUCUGUCGACGUUUCCGAAGGAGAUUUGAUCUCCGACGAAAAUCUAAAAUUAUUGACUCAGGAACGACAGCGUGCACUCUAAAAAGGAAUUAAUAGGUCCUAAAAAUUCUAAUUUAUUGCUUUAAAUAAAGUUUUUAAGUGGCUAGCAUUACUUCUGAUGGGUUGUUGACGUGCUAACGUUGCAUUAAUUUAAUAUUUAGUGUCAUUUACACUCAAACUUCUGCACUAGUUGAUUUUAAAAGUAAUUUUAAGUGAGGUUACUUGAUUAAAUUGGCUUGAUAAGUACAUUUUUCUCCACCUUAAGUUCAAAAUUUUAAGUUCCUUCGUCAUCCUAUAAAACACGAGUAACUUUAUUUAUUAAAAUUUGCCAAAUUCAAUACUUGAAAUUUAUAUUUCCACAUUAAUUGACUGAAAAGUAAAAUUCAAGUUGAGGCAACUUAAUAAAAUUGGUUUGAUAAGUCAAUAUUUCUUCACUUUGAGUUGGAGCAACUUAAUUUUUUAAACUUGCCAGCUUAAAAACUUCAUAAAUAAUGUGAUUUAACUAUAAAAAUCCCUUUAAAAAAUGUUGAAAAUGAGUUGGAACAACUUAAUUUUUACAAGUUUUCAACUUAAAAAAUUGUGUUGCUGCCAACGAAUUCUUCCAACGCAAUUUAGUUUGUUGGUUGAACAUAGUAUCAGUAGGAGUCAUAACUCAUUUUUACAUUUUUUUGGAGCCCAAACCUUAUAUUUUAGAGUGUGGUUUGUCAUUGUUGUGCUGCGUUUUUUCAAACAAGUGUGAGUGAAUAUCGGAACUGUUUGUGAUUAUUUUAUUUAUUUAUGAUUUAAAAGGGAAAAAAUCAGGUGUCUUGAAACUGUGUAAUAAUAAUAAUAUUAAUAAUGAGCAUUUGCCAAACUUACAAUCAAACAACAUGAAUGUGUAACACCGAUCAAUAUUCACCUUCUGAAUUUUCUGGCAACUUUCAUCAAACACUCACAAGAAAAUGUGAAAAUACGGCAAAACAACAUGUUUUCCUUCUAACUUGCAGCUUGUCAUCGGAUUCAAACGUUUCUUACACAGAAAGCUUUACUGCGAAUGUCCGCGAGCUUCGUCCAAAUGUCAGACGUUGGUACCUCAUAUUCAGCGAUGCAAAAAAACUAACAAAAGCACAAUUUUACAGCUUUUAUUUAACUUGUUUGUGAAGCACUGGAACAAAAAAUGCAACGAGGUUUGUCUUUUGAAACUUUACUACUGAGUCAGCAACAAACUUCUUUUACGGUUUUGUAGUUUGUUUUUGCUUCUUUUGUACAGUUGGUUGGUUUGUGUAGUUAUGAGAUGUUGAGAAUUUAUAUGUGAGAGACUAUUUUGAUGAUACUUUUAUAUUUACAUGAUGUAGCAUAUUAAAGAUAUUGUUUCUAUA